CAACAAUGUCACAAGUCAUCAACCUAUCGGAACAAGAUUCAGAGCAGCUAGCUAGCUUUAUGGGGCAUACCUCGGAUAUCCACAAAAGUUGCUACAGAUUACCGAACGAUGUUUACCAAAUGGCCAAGGUUUCAAAAUUACUGCUACUUAAUGAGAAGGGACAAGCACACAAAUUCAAAGGAAAAACACUGGACGACAUCGAAAUUGAUUUGGACAUAGUAGAGGAGGAGAACUCAGACGAAGACGACGAUGAAGAAAUCGAUUUCGAAAAUCAACAUGAAACAUUGGACCAGACUGCUAAAGAUGCGAGUACUCGCAUUCAAGUCGAGAACGACGCAGUCGCCACCCACCAACAGCUUGACAUAGGGACUUCGAAAAAAACAACAAACGGGGCCGCAGUCUCAAACCUCAAUCCUUGUGCACCUAAACACUGA
Messenger RNA from Phaedon cochleariae (mustard beetle), 434 nucleotides. Lineage: Eukaryota; Metazoa; Arthropoda; Insecta; Coleoptera; Chrysomelidae. The record is from the annotation of a GenBank genome assembly.